This is a messenger RNA of Drosophila sulfurigaster albostrigata, 1320 nucleotides long. RefSeq names its product elongation of very long chain fatty acids protein AAEL008004. Gene Ontology annotation, cellular component: endoplasmic reticulum membrane. Gene Ontology annotation, molecular function: fatty acid elongase activity. The transcript is spliced from 5 exons. Lineage: Eukaryota; Metazoa; Arthropoda; Insecta; Diptera; Drosophilidae. Gene Ontology annotation, biological process: fatty acid elongation, polyunsaturated fatty acid; sphingolipid biosynthetic process; very long-chain fatty acid biosynthetic process. The record is from RefSeq and is a predicted model, not a curated record. The coding region runs from base 307 to 1167 and encodes 286 amino acids.
UUAGUCUGUUGCCGGCGCUUUAACCGCAAAGUAAGCGCAGAAGCGUGAAGUUGGCCCCUGGCAAAACUAAUAUCCCAUUUUUUGAGCUGCUUGCUGUUCUGAUGCGCCGCGUGUUAUCUCACAUUUAAGUGCACAAAAUUCAAAUCGAAAACGAAUAAACAUAUAAAGGAUAACGAACUGAACGAAACGUUUCGUUUCGACUAAAAACUUUUGUGUGUGUGUGUGUUUUCUAAAAUUGUGCCGUGUGCAGUGUCGUGCCACAAUAAAGAAUAAUUUAGCAAAUUCCAAAAAUCAACAGUUGGCAAAAUGUCGGUCAGACUGAACGAGACACAAACCAUUGUUGAUCGCAUGGUCAACUUUUUUGUGGAGCAUGAGGAUCUGCGGACAAAGAGCUGGUUCCUCUCGAAUGCACCCGGACCACUGUUUAUGAUAUUGGGCGCCUAUUUGUACUUCUGCCUCUAUGCCGGACCACGCUAUAUGCGCGAUCGCAAACCUUUCGAGCUAAAGAACACGCUGCUUGUCUACAAUGCCGUCCAGGUGCUGCUCAGUUGGGUGCUCUUCUACGAGGGCUACAAGGGAGGCUGGGGUGGACACUACAACUUCAAGUGCCAACCGGUGACUUAUGCCACGGAUCCCAUCUCCAUGAGGAUGGCGAGAGCGGUUUGGUUGUAUUACAUUGCCAAGAUCACUGAGCUGCUGGACACCGUGUUCUUUGUGCUGCGCAAAAAGGAUCGUCAGAUUUCGUUCUUGCAUCUGUACCAUCACACUCUGAUGCCGGUGUGCGCUUUCAUUGGCGUCAAGUACUUUGCUGGGGGACACGGCACUCUUUUGGGUUUCAUUAAUUCCUUUAUCCACAUCAUUAUGUAUGCUUACUAUCUGCUGUCGGCAAUGGGACCCAAAGUGCAGAAAUACUUGUGGUGGAAGAAGUACAUUACAAUUCUCCAGAUUGUGCAAUUCCUUAUCAUCUUUGUGCACACGCUGCAGAUUCAGUUCCAGCCCAACUGCAACUUCCCCAAAUCGAUUGCGGCGCUGUUGACCUUCAAUGCUGGUCUGUUCACCUACAUGUUCAGCUCCUUCUACGUGGCCAACUACAAGAAGGAGGCCAAGCAGGCAGCUCAGGCUAAGCAAGCGGCACAGGCAGCCAAGCUGGCAGCCAAACAGGAGUAAAACGGUUCAAGCCGAUAUUAGAUUGCCUUAAGAUCGGUUAACAUUGCGAAAGCAAAGUUAAAAACAGUCGUUAGUUAGGCUUAUCACCUGUAUACACGUCUACACACACACACACACACAGACAGACACAAACACAUACACAUAUACAAAAAC